Messenger RNA from Zalophus californianus (California sea lion), 2127 nucleotides. RefSeq names its product GRAM domain containing 1C (gene GRAMD1C). Gene Ontology annotation, molecular function: sterol transfer activity; sterol binding. Gene Ontology annotation, cellular component: endoplasmic reticulum membrane; plasma membrane; endoplasmic reticulum-plasma membrane contact site. The transcript is spliced from 18 exons. The record is from RefSeq and is a predicted model, not a curated record. Gene Ontology annotation, biological process: intracellular sterol transport. The coding region runs from base 82 to 2079 and encodes 665 amino acids. NCBI's taxonomy places the organism in Eukaryota, Metazoa, Chordata, Mammalia, Carnivora, Otariidae.
UGGGCGCGGGGAACGCGCCGGGCCGCCCCCUCCCCGCGCGGGGCGCGCGUGCGCGGUUCCGCGGCGGCGGAGGGAGCCGCGAUGGAGGGCGCUUUGACUGUCCGCCAGGUAAUAAACGAAGGGGAGUCAAGCUUUGCCACUGAGCCACAGGAAGAGUUAGCGGAGACUCCUAGUCCAGUUGUGGAUGAGAAUAAUAUAGUUUCAGCAAAAAAACAGGGGCCAAAUUUACAUAACUGGAGUAGUGACUGGAGCUUUUGGAUUUCAAGUUCUACCUAUAAAGACAGGAAUGAGGAAUACAAAAGACAGUUCACUCAUUUACCUGAUACAGAGAAGCUGAUAGCAGAUUAUGCUUGUGCUCUUCAGAGGGACAUUUUGCUUCAGGGACGUCUAUAUCUUUCAGAAAACUGGCUGUGUUUCUAUAGCAACAUCUUCAGAUGGGAAACUACAAUUUGUAUUGCUUUAAAGAAUAUAACCUUCAUGACUAAGGAGAAAACUGCUCGACUCAUCCCAAAUGCUAUCCAGAUUGUUACAGAGGGUGAAAAGUUUUUCUUUACAUCUUUUGGUGCCAGAGAUAGAAGUUACCUCAGUAUCUUUAGGUUGUGGCAGAAUGUACUAUUAGAAAAGAGCUUGACCAGACAGGAAUUCUGGCAGCUGCUCCAGCAGAACUAUGGCAAUGAGCUAGGCUUAAGUGCUGAAGAGAUGGAAAACUUGUCUCUGUCCAUUGAGGAUAAUGUGCAGCCAAGAAGUCCAGGAAGAAGUAGCUUGGAUGACUGUGGAGAGAGAGAUGAAAAAUUUUCCAAGUCCAUCAGUUUUACCCGAGAAUCAGUUAAUCGGGUUUCAGAAGCAGAGUCAAUUGAUGGAAAUCCACCAAAAGGGGGGUUAGGGAAAGAGGCACCCCAAAGUGAAAAACAGAUAAAAAAGAGUCCUUUACUAACUUCAGAAAAGAGGUUAAGUAGAAUGCCAUCAAAAUCACUGGACUUGAAUAAAAAUGAGUAUCUUUCUCUGGACAAAAGCAGCACCUCAGAUUCUGUUGAUGAAGAAAAUAUUCCUGAGAAAGAUCUUCAUGGAAGACUUUAUAUCAACCGUGUUUUUCAUAUCAGUGCUGAGAGAAUGUUUGAAUUGCUCUUCACCAGUUCACGCUUUAUGCAGAGAUUUGCCAAUUCUAGAAAUAUAAUCGAUGUAGUGUCCACCCCUUGGAAAGUAGAACCUGGUGGUGAUCAACUGAGAACCAUGACCUACACUAUAGUCCUUAAUAAUCCACUUACUGGAAAGUGCACUGCUGCCACUGAAAAGCAGACACUCUAUAAAGAAAGUCGGGAAGCAAAAUUUUAUUUGGUAGAUUCAGAAGUACUGACACAUGAUGUUCCCUACCAUGAUUACUUCUAUACCCUGAACAGAUACCAUAUCAUCCGAUCCUCAAAACAGAAAUGCCGGCUGAGAGUUUCUACAGAUUUGAAAUACAGAAAACAACCAUGGGCCAUUAUCAAAUCUCUAAUUGAAAAGAAUUCCUGGAGUUCCUUGGAGGACUAUUUCAAACAGCUUGGUUUAAUCAGACUGUUAAUGGAAGAAUCUAUGUUAAAUCAGUCCAUUGAAGACACAGGAAAACUUAGCGGCUUGCGAAGGAGAAGGCGAACAUUCAACCGAAUAGCAGAAACAGUUCCUAAACUUUCCUCUCAGCGUUCUUCUGGAGAUGGGGGCUUAGAUGCCAAAGGGGAUAUUUCAGGAAAGAAAAAGGAAAUGGAAAGCUAUAACAUUGCCCUUAUUGUGGUGAUGAGUAUUUUUUUGCUGUUGCUAGUUCUGUUGAAUGUGACGCUGUUUCUGAAGCUGUCAAAGAUAGAAUAUGCUGCUCAGUCCUUUUACCGUCUCCACCUCCAAGAAGAGAAAUCUUUACAUUUAGCCUCUGAUAUGGUGUCAAGAGUGGAAAAUAUUCAAAAGAAAAAGGAUCAGGCCCAGAGUCUAAAAGGAGUGCUCCGAGACUCCAUCAUGAUGCUUGAACAGUUAAAGAGCUCACUCAUUACGCUUCAGAGAACUUUUGAUCUACUAAAUAAGAACAAGACUGGCAUGACUGUCGAAAGCUAGUGAUCUCAAGGCCUGAAAAUGUAGAGAUACUUGGAAGUAAAAGAAAAC